This is a messenger RNA of Phytophthora infestans T30-4, 847 nucleotides long. RefSeq lists its product as uncharacterized. Lineage: Eukaryota; Oomycota; Peronosporomycetes; Peronosporales; Peronosporaceae. Gene Ontology annotation, molecular function: protein kinase binding. The record is from RefSeq and is a predicted model, not a curated record. Bases 1 to 708 code for a protein of 235 amino acids. The transcript has 2 exons. Gene Ontology annotation, biological process: regulation of cyclin-dependent protein serine/threonine kinase activity.
AUGGCUGUGAUGCUGGACGACACAACUGAAUCGAACGAUGAACGCGGCUGCAGCCCUGAGUGCUUCGUACUCGCGCUUGUGUACAUGGACCGCCUGCACCAGAUGCAGGGUUUUGUGCUUACGGAGCUUAACGUGCACCGCGUUGUUAUCACCAGUGUCGUGCUGGCCGCCAAGUUCUUCGAUGAUCACUAUUUCAACAACGCCUAUUAUGCCAAGGUGGGCGGCGUGCCCUGCCCCGAGAUGAAUGAGCUCGAGGUUGAGUAUCUGCUGCUCAUCAACUUCAGCCUGCAUGUGAGCAGCGAGGCGUAUGCGCGCUACUACAACGAAUUGGCCAACCACUACAUGUACACCCGUGUGCGCAACUCGUCGUUGCCGCACUCGCCUUUCUACCAAUUGCGCCACUUUGUGGCACCUGACCCGCAGCAGGAAGGACAGCUCGUGUACGUGACUGAGAGUUACCCGAAGGUGCCGCCGCCACAGGAACAUCGCCGUAGUCAUCCACUGCCACUACAUCAUCAUCAUCAGUCACAGCAAAUGGCCCCCAUGCACCACCGCCGAACAGUAGAAGACGGCGAGAAUGGUGCGGUGACAGCCGCUGGGGACUCCGCAACAUCAGGGAACAACAGCAACGGCAUCGCCUGCACAAAAUCAAGUCGAGCAUCCGGACAGAAAAGGAGAAGCGCAGUCGCGCUCGGGGUGAACGCGUAAAAUACUAGUACUUGGUUGAGAGAGGCGAAAAUAUACCAAGGGCGACGCUAACAUACAGAAACACCAUCAUUUUGACGCGAUGCGAGCAGAGAAAGCCAGAAAAAAACUGAUGCAGCUUGGAAACCCUAAGUCGGUGAGC